Messenger RNA from Saccostrea cuccullata (small rock oyster), 591 nucleotides. RefSeq lists its product as uncharacterized. Lineage: Eukaryota; Metazoa; Mollusca; Bivalvia; Ostreida; Ostreidae. The transcript has 4 exons. The annotation marks the transcript as partial. The record is from RefSeq and is a predicted model, not a curated record.
GGGAAAUCCCACAGUUUUUGCAAAACACAUGUGAUUAUCUGUAAGCAGGUAUGGCCUACUACGGCUUUGGAUAUGUUGUUAAAUCCUGUCCAAAAAACCUUUUGGAACACAAAGCAGCAGCCUUCAAGUUAAAAUUUGGUGCCGACAAAUACGCCAGAAGUCAGUAUCUAUGCAUUCCCAAUUUUAAGAAGACAGCUCUAGUGGAAUAUUGCCUGACUGGUACAGUGGCACCUUAUAAUCAAGGUAACUGCCUGGUGGUUACCAAUGAUGGGGCUGUAGAUAUCGUCAACUGUAGCAGUUUCACCGAGGGUUGUCCUAACAGGUUAUUCAGAAGUUCAGAUGUUUAUCAGUUUCCAGCAUGUCUCGAAAUAAACACAGAAGAGAGGUGUUUCUAUGCAGAUCCGACAUGUCCCAAUACUAGUUUUAACGACUUUUCUACAAGUGGUUAUUCUAAUAUAACAACAGAAAUUUCUCACGAAAAUGACCAAACUCCUGCUAGCGCAAUAGCAAUCAUUUAUAUCGUAUUACUGGCUGCAAUAUUGGCUAUCAUGUCCAUUGGAUAUUUAAAGAUGACUAAAAGGAGGAAGUCAG